Saccharomycodes ludwigii is the source of this 1668-nucleotide messenger RNA. It is a transcript of the gene TOS4, whose product is annotated as Tos4p. Gene Ontology annotation, molecular function: protein binding. The transcript has a single exon. Bases 1 to 1668 code for a protein of 555 amino acids. Lineage: Eukaryota; Fungi; Ascomycota; Saccharomycetes; Saccharomycodales; Saccharomycodaceae. The record is from RefSeq and is a predicted model, not a curated record.
AUGACAAUUCAUUUCCCUCCCUCUUCUCCUACCAUGGCAUAUGAAGAGCCAGUGGGAAAGGAUAAUUCAAUCAAAAAUAAGUAUUCAACUUUUUCUUCUGCAACAGACAAUGGUAGUGUUAUUGACUUUGCUGGCCAAUCGAACGACCCAUUGUUAUACCCUACUCCUAAUCCAUCAUCGUCUACCGGGAACGCCAAUAUUUUGGUUUCACCAGACUCUAAAACUGAGAACCUGGAAGAACGGAAGGGGCAAGAAUAUUACGUGAAUGAAUUAAAAUCGUCCCCAACACGGCCCUCGCCAACGAGCUCGGAUUUAGCCUUAGAAAAUGAGCUUAAGAAAGAUUUACUGGCACAGGAAAAAAAGUCUUCUUCCCCAUACAAUAAUGUUAAAUUUCAAGUACAAGAAAAGGGGUAUCCUUUAAUCUUCAUUCCUAUUAAGCCAACGGACAAACAAUCACUGACAAUUGGUAGAAAAUCUGCUAUUUGUGAUGUGCUAUUGCCCAAAUAUAAAAAUGUUAGCCGUCAACAUGCUUCGAUUACCUAUUAUCCAAUUACUAACAAAAUUAAGUUAAAGUGUUUAGGUUGUAAUGGUUUGUGUGUUGUGUUUCCUCGUAAGUUAAAUUAUGAUUUGGUUAAAAACUUGGCAGACAAUGUAUUUGAACUGAUUUCUACUGCUGACAUUGAUUUGGAAAACGGCGAUGUAUUGGUUACAGACAGGGAAAUAAUUAAGAAAAGGAAUUUGACUUCAUUCAUCAUGAAGCAGAAUGAAACAUGUUACAUGCCCUUUUUGCCAGAAACUGUUUUAGACUUCGGAAAAGUAGACGCUAUUUUAACUUUAGUGGAAGAUACUGAAGAGGAUGAUGACAGUGAUGUUACUGAAAGUGAUUUUUCUCCCUUCCAAUUAAGUGCUGCGAAAACCGUUGAUGAAAUUUCUGUUGAGAAUGACAACAGCACUAAACUCAAACAAUCUCCAGUAACACCAAUUGUUGUUACCGAUAUUCAACCUAUUUUCGAAACACCCACCAGGAAUGGUAUUUAUUCCCAGAAAAAGAUUUUAAAGGAAGUAAAUACACAACUCCCCUUUGAACAAAAAGAACUAACAUUAUCAAUAAUAAAGAACCCACCACACACGCCCCUUAAACAAAAUGAGACUAAUGACGGUAACGACAUUGAUAUCCAGUCUCCAAUAAAACACAAACCAAUAGAAGAGCAACAAAAUAAAAAAAGAGCACAGAGCGAAGAUCAUGGCAAGGAUUCCAAAAAAAAUAUCAAAAAAUUAAAAUUAACAAAAGAUGAAAUUAUAUUUCAAUUGAGAGCCAAAUCCGUUAAUAUCGAGGAUUUGAAACGCUGUCUAAUAAACCAUUUGGCUUUUGCCACCAUUCAGCAGGUACCACUAAGUGUAUUAGCACCUGUAAAUUCCACUACUCAAAAGAUGUCCAAAUCCGAGUUACGUGCAGUACUACAAACUUGCGAAUGUCUAGGGGUUAUUAAUCGUGUUGGCAAAGAUGCAGCUGGUAAACCGCUGGAGGAAGAAUAUUUUUAUGAACUUGAAAAAGAUGAUGAUGAAGAAAGGAAAAACCUAAUAAGGUCAUUAAAGGGUGGGAGAGCUGGACUAAGGAGUUGUAGGAGAACCCAUAAACAAUAUUUUUGGAAAAAACCAAAGAAAUAA